UAAAUGGUGUCGUUAGGAAUAUACACAACUCAAUUAAUUAGCAAGCGCACAUAACUCUCAAGUCUUUAUAACUUCCGGUCAUCUGUCAAAUUUGAUGUCAAAAUGCCUCAUAUUCUUAUCAGCACUCAGAUUCGUCUGGAGAGUGGGCCAACGGUCGUUGGAGAUGAGUGGAGUGAUAAAUCGCUGAUGGAACAUCUUGGCGCAUCCUUGAUGAAAACACUUGGAAAUAAUUUUAUGGAGUACCGGACACCUGAUCCUCCGCGUGUGGUUUUGGAUAAGCUAGAGAAGUUAAACUACCAUGUUGUGGCAAUGACUGGUGUGGGUCAGACCUGUAUUUGGACACUCCAAAAACCUGAACUUCAGCUAAAUAUCUGAAGCCUACUAGGCUAAACAACAUAGAGACAAAUACAUAUUCAGCCAGAAAACUAUAACAGAAGACUGGCAGCAUUAUACUUUCAUGUUUUUAUGGGACCCGACAUAUUCAAGUGCAAGAUUUUGCCUGAUACAAACAAUGCAAAGCUGUAGAAGACACAGUAACUAUUUUUGUUUAGACAAGAAACAUGUUAAUGUCAAAAACCUAAAUAUAAUCAAGUGUGAAUACAUGUAUCAUUAAUUUCAUUGAUUGUGUAUAAUCUCUAUGUUGGAACAUAAUUUUGAGAUUAAGAAAAUUGGCCAUGUGUGUGGUUUAUUAUUUAUACAAGUGUUCAAGUAUUAUGGUAUGAUAUAUUCUUACUUCAUAGGCAGUGCAGCUUACACAGGCAGAAAUAACAGCUUUAAAUUAUUGUUAUGUCUAAACUGAUACACAAUGAUGCUAGAUGUAUCCAGAUAGUAUUUUGUAUUUCAUGAAUGUCAAACAAUUCUUCUAUGAUGACACACAAAUGAUCAUGCCCGUGACUUUUAUGAUGUGGUGUGCAGCAAGUAUGUAACUAUGGAAUCUGAAAUUAGAGUAGUUGGCCACCAAGAUUUCUGAAUGGUGGACGUUAUAUCUAGCUCAAAUUCUGUUGGUUGUUUAUGCAUGUAGAUGAAACUUAACAGGAAAUGAUUAACGGGUACAUUAAAGCCUUUGUAUACAGAAAAAAAAAGUUUACUGAAAUGGAUUCAAAUAGGGUUGCAAAGCCUUAUGAUUGGUUGAUAUAAUAUAUAUAAACUAUAAUUCAAAUUAUGACGGUCGCUUUUUGAUGAAUUUACAUGAAUUAAUGACAGUAUUAUAGUACAUGUACAACCUAAAUAUGAGUAAAUGUAGAUGUUCAGUCAAUCUUAUUGUGGUGUAAUGACAUCGUGGUGGAGGUGAUGUUUAUGUUGAAGACAUGGUGUACUGUAAGUAGGUGUGUGAGAGAGGUAAUGUGAUGAGAGUGACAAAUUAAGUUAUUUAUGUGUAGGUAUGUGAUAUUAGAUCUGAAAACAUAAUAUAUGUGUAUUUUUGUUAUUAUUUUUAAAUUCUGUGUAAAGGCAUUGCAUUGUGUAUGUGUACUAUUUUACAUGGUGUUUGUAAGAAAAAUCAUACACUAGAAAUAAAUUAGAACAUUUCAAAUCAAA
This is a messenger RNA of Mizuhopecten yessoensis (Yesso scallop), 1536 nucleotides long. RefSeq names its product GTP cyclohydrolase 1 feedback regulatory protein-like. The transcript has 3 exons. Bases 103 to 375 code for a protein of 90 amino acids. Lineage: Eukaryota; Metazoa; Mollusca; Bivalvia; Pectinida; Pectinidae. Gene Ontology annotation, biological process: negative regulation of biosynthetic process. The record is from RefSeq and is a predicted model, not a curated record. Gene Ontology annotation, molecular function: GTP cyclohydrolase binding. Gene Ontology annotation, cellular component: cytoplasm; nucleus.